Messenger RNA from Theileria annulata, 1563 nucleotides. RefSeq names its product phenylalanine-trna synthetase, putative. The coding region runs from base 1 to 1563 and encodes 520 amino acids. The transcript has 2 exons. Gene Ontology annotation, molecular function: ATP binding; tRNA binding; phenylalanine-tRNA ligase activity. Lineage: Eukaryota; Apicomplexa; Aconoidasida; Piroplasmida; Theileriidae. Gene Ontology annotation, biological process: phenylalanyl-tRNA aminoacylation. Gene Ontology annotation, cellular component: mitochondrion; cytoplasm. The record is from RefSeq and is a predicted model, not a curated record.
AUGUGUAAUAUGUUAUACUUCUGGUUAACCCUGAGUCUUCUUACCUUAAUAUUGCACAAAUUAGAAUCAUUGUUGUUCCUUUCUGGCACCUUUUUAUUUGAUAAUAAAAUCAUGAGUGGAAUCUUAGCAUUUAGACUCUACAAAGGCAACAAUUUGCCUGUUUCACUUAAUCGCUGUUUGUUUAAUACAUUAAUAUCGCAACGUUUUAAGACGAACCUAUAUAACACAACAAAUUUACAGUUUAACUUUAAUAUGAACCCUAAAAUACCAAAGCAUUUUGAAGAGAAGAUAUCCAAAAGGCUGGAUACGAACACAUCUAACCCUCUGGGAAUCGUGGCACAUCUCAUUAGAGAUUUCUUUAAUUCCUACGAAGAUUUAGUAGUCUCAAAGAGAAAGUUUGAUUACUAUCCAGUUCAGUUUGAGCCAGUCACCAUAAGCCAAAAUUUCGAUGAGCUCCAGGUUCCCCUGGAUCACGUUAGCAGAGACCCCAAAGAUUCAUAUUAUUUGGACAAAGAAUACAUAAAGAACUUUAAAGAUUUUAAAAAUAAAUCAUAUUUGGAUAUAAUCAAAGAAAAAAAUGGAGUUUAUGAUAGGGAUUUAAUCCAUUACAUGGCUGAUACCUUUAAACAUUCAAAGUACAAACUGCUUCCAACGCACACUACUUCACACAUAACAAAUCUACUAAGGGAUGGAAUAACUGAAGCGAUCUACUCAGGCCAGGUGUUUCGAAGGGAUGAGAUCGAUUCACAACACUACCCUGUAUUUCACCAAAUGGAUGGAUACCUUUUAUUUACUCGAGAAGAUAUCGAAAAACUUAGAAGCCUUGAGGAAUUUAAAACUGAUACCACAAAUGAAGUUAUUUUUAGACAUUUGAAAAGAACACUAGAAAAUUUAGUUUCUCAUCUCUUCAAAUUUGUUACGGUUGUCUCAAAAAACACAACGGAAUCACGUAAAAUUAACUUUUCGGAACUUGAAAAGUACUGGGACGAUGAAGCUACGUUCCCCUUCACGUUCCCCUCUUCCGAAUAUUACCUCAAGAACGAUGCUCAACCAACUGAACUUCUGGGUUGUGGAGUCCUAAAAAAUAUUAUUUUGGAAAAUAACUUUAAGGAUUUCGGAGAAGAAUUCUUGGGAGGAUGGGCCUUUGGGAUAGGACUGGAACGUCUUACUAUGGUACUGUGUAAGAUAUCUGACAUUCGACAGUUUUGGGAAACUGAUGAAAGAUUCCUCAAACAAUACGAACACAGCUUCUCAGAGAAGAAGCUCCCAGUUUUUGUAAAAUAUAGUAAAAAUCCGCCUGUAGUCCGUGACCUUUCAUUUUAUAUCCCAGAUUCAUUUGACGAAGAGAUAUUUAGAUCAAUAAUUAUGGAAAAGGGAAAAGGGUACGUUGAAGAUAUUCAAUUUGUAUCUAUCUAUUUCAAUGAGAAGAUUAGCAAAAAGAGCCUCUGCUACAGAGUAGUGUAUAGAGCAUUUGAGGAAAAUCUAACUAACAGCUUCGUUAACUCGAUCCAUGAAGAAGCCGUUAAAUCAUUAAAGGAUAAAUUAAGGUUAACAAUACGUUAA